Lentinula edodes (shiitake mushroom) is the source of this 3271-nucleotide messenger RNA. RefSeq names its product TAF1 transcription initiation factor TFIID subunit TAF1. The record is from RefSeq and is a predicted model, not a curated record. The coding region runs from base 25 to 3105 and encodes 1026 amino acids. Gene Ontology annotation, biological process: RNA polymerase II preinitiation complex assembly; transcription by RNA polymerase II. The transcript has 14 exons. Gene Ontology annotation, cellular component: transcription factor TFIID complex. Gene Ontology annotation, molecular function: RNA polymerase II general transcription initiation factor binding; histone acetyltransferase activity; RNA polymerase II general transcription initiation factor activity. NCBI's taxonomy places the organism in Eukaryota, Fungi, Basidiomycota, Agaricomycetes, Agaricales, Omphalotaceae.
GUUCUCCUGUGCCAUUUGGUUGCCAUGGCCCACAAUGAAGAGAAUGAUGCGAUUUCGGCUCUUACUGGACUCUCACUAGGAAGCAUUCUUGGUGACCUCAAUGUAACGCCGGAUUCCCUCAACAAUCAACUCGGAAUUUCCGGUAUACCUGCCCUCAGCUCAAAGCAGAUUUACAACGAGAAUUACGACGACGAAGAUGCAGUCGGGCUGGAUCAAGGAGAUGACUGGGAGGCACAGAUUGACCUUGAAAUGGCGCAAGAAGGGGAUGAUGCCGUGAAAAUGGAGGUUAAUUCUCCUACGCUUAGGCAGAAGCAGAAACGGACAAGGAUCGUGAAGCGUUUGAUAGAGCGCCCAAAGACUGUUUAUGAACGUUUUCCUGCAUUCGAGAAAGACAAAGUCUUGGACUUCAGCGAAUUGUUCAAAGGGUAUACCGCUCGUAAAUCAAGAGUAGGGAAACGGCAGUUUGCCGUCGAGACAACUUAUCCGAGAAAGAAAGAAGUUCCAAGAGGCUUUUUAGAAUCCGUAGCAGGGGAUACGAAACGUCAGGUAGAGAACAAGAGGGUAGAAGCAGUGAUAUCGUCAGGGAGCAUUGAGGCUGAUCUUCGUCGAGCACUCGAGGAACGGGGUACAACGAACGUUCAAGUAUCGGUACCACUACAUGACAGGUCAUUCGAUCUGGUUCUCUUAUCAAAUUGGGAGGAUCAAAUUAUAUAUGAACCAGAUCCUUCGCCUUCUGCUGUACCCCAGUCUACUGACAGCAGCCUGACCACUCCUGUGAACAAUGUUUUAGAGUCGGGAGCGUGGACACAGAGCAUAAUUUGGACACCUGAUGCACCGUUCAGAGACUUCACCCAGCUCGAGUUCAAUCAUGAGGACGACAUUGUUCCAGAAGAGCGCUCAAAUGAACAAAUUCGACCCAGGAAACGUUUCAGAACAGAUGCUGCUCCGCGGGAUAAAUUCAACCUAUCUAACGAUCAGUACUAUGAGGUUGCCAAAGAUGGCGGGCGUCAUCGUGUUCGCCAGACCUUCGGUCAGCUCACCGUAGAGCACGCUUAUUCAGCCCAAAAAUUACAACUUCCUUUUUACAAAACGCGACUUUCCAAGCAAGAAGCUCGUUCCUUCCAUCGGCCCGCACUGCAAUUCCCCAUCAACAUCGAGCUCCAUUUCACGAAAGUUCGGACUGCGAAGAAAAAAAAGGACAAAGCUGGGCGUAAACUAGGCAAGGGUGGCAAUGUGGCAGAAGGGCUCCAUACUACUGGCGAUCUGAGUCUGCGAGACACAAGCAAUUUUGUUUUGUGGGAAUACUCUGAGGAACACCCACCUAUCAUUCCCAACUUUGGAAUGGGUAGUGUACUGGUAAAUUAUUAUCGAAAAAAGGACGAAAAAGAUGACCAUGUCCCGAAGUUCGACCUCGGCGUGCCGUUCGUACUAGAGCCGCAAGACGAAUCGCCUUUCAUGAAGUUUGGCUAUGUCUAUCCUGGCCAGGCGAUGCCCGCUCUGUACAACAAUCUGGUUCGUGCACCGCUUUUCCGACAUAAACCCAAGCAUACCGACUUCCUGGUUGUACGGAGCACCGUAAAGGGUGAAACCAAAUACUUUAUCCGCGAGAUCAAAAAUCUUUUUGUUAUUGGCCAAACAUAUCCUGUCACCGAGGUUCCUGGACCUCAUUCUCGGAAAAUCACAAAUACAAUCAAACACCGACUGCAGAUUAUCGCGUACAAAUUACUGAGAAAAAGCACAGGCGAACGAUUGAAAAUAUCUAGGUUGAUGAAAUAUUUUCCAGAUCAAAAUGAACUACAAAUGAGGCAACGGUUGAAGGAAUUCAUGGAGUACCAUCGCCGUGGUCCUCAUCAAGGCUUCUGGCGUCUCAAACCCAACUGGCCUGUGCCCUCCGAUCCGGAAAUGCUCAAGAUGGUCACCCCCGAGCAGGUGGUCCUUACAGAGAGUAUGCAGGUUGGUCAACGUCAUUUGCAGGACUCUGGGUAUAGCCAAACCGCAGACAACGCGGAUGGCGACGAAGCAAAUCUCUCAGUAGAGCAGCAACUUGCGCCUUGGAUUACGACGAAGAAUUUCCUUUUUGCAACACAGGCAAAAGCCAUGUUAAGGCUACACGGAGAAGGGGAUCCUACGGGACGAGGGGAGGCCUUUAGUUUCAUCCGAAUCUCUAUGAAGGAGAUCUUUGUCAAAGCCGGGGAGGACUACGAGCAGAAGAUGGCGGAGGCCGAGAACAGACCAAAGUCAGCUCAUCGGUACAACGUUGCCGAGCAACAACAGAUAUACAAGUCUGAAAUUGAGCGUAUUUGGAAGGCUCAAUUUGAUUCACUGAGUCGACGGGAGGAGCCAUUGCUGACGGCUGAGGAUCUACGAAGAGAUGCGCUGAAAACACAACAAAUUGAAGCCCAACAACAGCAGGCCAACCGGGAUCUCACACCGUUAGAUUCUUACAGUCGUGGUCCGUCAAUGGAUAGAGGGAGUGUCGAUCCUGAAGCGAACCGGCGAGUCUUGCGAAUCAAGCGCUUGGUCGAUGGCCAUUGGGAGACUGAGAUUGUUCGGGAUCCGGCCGUCAUUCGGGCGUAUAUCCGUAAUCGGCAAGCUAUCGAGGAGGAAAAUACGUUGACUGAUAGUUUGGCGCCGACUGGUGAUGCUGAUAAGGAUAAGCGAGCGAAGAAGAGGAUUGAGGAAGAGCUCGCGAGGAUGAAGAAGAACCAGGAGAGACGUCUGCACAGAAAAAAUGCGAAGAUUGUAAAGGAAGGUGGUACUCCUUUGCAACUCAAUAGACCUCUGAAAUCAGAGACAACCAGACGCUGUGGCCAUUGCGGGCAAAUGGGACAUAUGAAAACCAAUCGAAAAUGUCCUCGGUGGGAGGAAUUUAACUCCGGAGCCGCACCUACACCCGGGCCUUCUGCGGCCUCACCGUCCGCAGCGACGAGCCCUCCCGCGACACCUUCUCAGUCGAACAUUGGAUUUAGUCGGGGACCAGCUUUCGGACAUUCCACUGCGACUAGUCCCCUGGCUACUAGUCCUCCUAUGACUGUUUACGACGAAGCAACUCCAACAAGUUCUGCCCCAAAGAUAAAAUUGAGUCUUGGAAAAAAGACCUCUUGAAGUACUAGAUCCCAUACAUGUAUUGUCUACUUACACACAUGAUUCGCAUUUAUCCCUUGUAUUAAGUAUGUGCCGAGUACGAUCACACCAGAAGGAGAAAAAAUUCUGCUCGACGGAAUUACCAAAAUUCAGUGCAACUGAUAUAUCAUGUGACCGGCGAUAUACC